AUGGAAGGUGCAGAUGUUGGUCCAAGACUUGGUUCUACACUGGGACUGCUGCUGGGGCUCUUGCUGGGGCUUCCACUGGGUGAUCCACUGGGGGAGGAACUUGGAGCAGAUGUAGGACCAAGACUUGGUGCAAUACUUGGGCUUUCACUUGGGCUCUUGCUUGGGCUACUGCUGGGAGCUUCACUUGGUGCUUCGCUUGGGGCUUCACUAGGUGCCUCACUGGGUGCUUCACUUGGGGCUUCACUAGGUGCUUCACUUGGGGCCUCACUGGGAGAUUCACUUGGUGAAGCACUUGGGCCUGUACUUGGCGUGACACUGGGAGAGGAACUUGGUGAGCCGGUCGGUCCCAAGCUCGGAGCCCUACUAGGGUCCACACUUGGUGUAGCACUUGGGCUUGUACUGGGUGAGAUGCUUGGGCUGGAACUAGGUGAUGAACUUGGAGAUUCACUAGGGCCAGAGCUUGGUGAUUUGCUGGGGCUGGAGCUUGGCGAUUCGCUCGGGAGCGAACUGGGGCUCUCACUUGGGGAACCAGAAGGACUGGUGCUCGGAGAUUCGCUUGGGCUCUCACUAGGAGAUGAGCUGGGGGGCUGA
Seminavis robusta is the source of this 591-nucleotide messenger RNA. The record is from the annotation of a GenBank genome assembly. Lineage: Eukaryota; Bacillariophyta; Bacillariophyceae; Naviculales; Naviculaceae.